Stylonychia lemnae is the source of this 738-nucleotide messenger RNA. The record is from the annotation of a GenBank genome assembly. NCBI's taxonomy places the organism in Eukaryota, Ciliophora, Spirotrichea, Sporadotrichida, Oxytrichidae.
AUGGACAUUAUUAGAGAUAAUGACCUUGCUUAGAAAGACUUUCAAGAUAGAGACUUAAUUGUUUCAAUAGGUAAAAAUCACAAUGAAGCUAAUGGAUUGAUUCUUGAUACAAGCAGAGACAAUGAGGCUUUGUGCAAUAUCUCAAUUCCGGUGGAUCAGUGUGAGGCAGCUGUUGCUAAAAUGAUGACUAACUUGGAAGCAAACAAAUUUUAGCAAUUCCUGAGAAACAGGGCAUUAUUUUCAGUAGUUAAGACAAAGGCUAAACCUUAGAAUGUAGAAAAGUUAAUCCUUAAUGAGGUAGCUUAUGUAGAUGGUAGAGACAUGGGAUAAUUCAAAAGCAGUGGCAUUAUUAUCUCAACAGGGACAGGAUCAUCGGGAUGGCUAUUUUCAGCUAGAAAAAUCAAUCCAGAGGAUAUUCGAGCUGUACAACUUCUAUAUGGAUGUGAAGAAGUUUCUGAAUCUGUAAACAGGAAUCUAGCUUCAUUGAUAAACAGCACAUAUGUAUUUCCUUACGACUCAGAUUAGCUCUACUACUACGUUCGAGAGGGUUAUGUUCGUCAUGAUAACUCCUUCUCCUGGAGAUCAGAGGGUUUUUGCAAAGAAAUUAAGAUAGUCAACGAGAUUAUUGAAGGUCGCAUUCUUAUAGAUGGGUACUAUAAUUAUAGUCUUGAGAUCGGUGAAUAAUUCAAAAUUAAAACAGCCCCUGACAGGUCUCUUAGAUGUUUAAGGUUUUUGUGA